Molecule: messenger RNA, 2303 nt
Organism: Ostrea edulis (European flat oyster)
Lineage: Eukaryota; Metazoa; Mollusca; Bivalvia; Ostreida; Ostreidae
Product: WD repeat-containing protein 46-like
Exons: 14
Coding region: 112-2046 (644 amino acids)
Biological process (GO): maturation of SSU-rRNA from tricistronic rRNA transcript (SSU-rRNA, 5.8S rRNA, LSU-rRNA)
Cellular component (GO): nucleolus; 90S preribosome; small-subunit processome
Molecular function (GO): protein binding
Source: RefSeq, a predicted model, not a curated record
AAUGUUCGUGCAGAUGAUACAACGUACGGUCUAUCUACGACUUCGUUGUUUUGAUUUUUCCAACACGUGUGAGAUGUGUUAACUCCAUAUUCAUAUGGUCAAGAAUUACACAUGGAAAAUCUAAAAUCACCGAGUGUUGGAAAGGAAGGAAGUGAUAAGGAAAAAGCGAGACUCCAAAAAUGUACAAAAAACACAGUCAGACCAUGGCGAAAAAAAAUUAUCGAAAACUUUUGUGAGAUGAAAUAUAGAAGUAAACAGAAAAAGGGGACUAAAAGAGGAGAUGCAGUCGAUAGUCCAAAACCAACAGAUAAAACGGAAAAACAGGAUAAAAAACAAGUAGAUAAGGUGCAAAAAAAAUUGAAAAGCAAAGUGCAGAGAGAAGGACCUCAUAAAGAUCUAAAAAGACUUAAACAUGGACCAAAACAAAACAUCUUCAAGGAAAAGAGAAAUGUGAAUAAGAAAGUUCCCAAACAACAUCCUACAUUGCAGAAGGAUGAAUUUCCUGGGGAAGCACCUGUGUCCAAAAAGUUAAUGUCGAAAUAUCGGAGAGGAAAACAACUGCAGAUGAAAGCAACACGGACACGGCAUGGAGCGGUGAAACUUAUUCAGAAUGAGAAGCGGGUAGAAAUGGCAGUAAAACAGGCAGCGCGAUCCGAACGACUGUUACAGGAGCAGUCCGGUUUUCUGAUACCAGACGAUGGAGAAAGCACCACAAAUGUCACCCAGACAGACAUUGUUCAAGAAGCAGAUAUCACCACAGCUCAAAAACAUUUCAACCUUGACCUACCACACUUUGGGCCGUACAAGUUGCAGUACACCAGGAAUGGGAAGUUCCUUUUAAUUUCAGGGAGUAAAGGUCAUGUUGCAGCCAUGGAUUGGCUGACUAAGCGACUACUGUGUGAAAUUAAUGUCAUGGAAACCGUUAGAGACAUUAGGUGGCUUCACCAAGAAACUAUGUAUGCUGUUGCCCAGAAACAGUGGACGUACAUCUACGACAACCAGGGGAUAGAACUGCACUGUCUGAAACAGCUGCAUGAGGUGUUAAGGCUGGAGUUUCUACCCUAUCAUUUCCUCCUGGCCAGUGCUAAUGCUAAUGGCUACCUGUACUGGUUAGAUGUCUCAGUGGGUCAGAAAGUGGCUAGCCACAGUACUGGACUAGGCAGACUGGACGUCAUGUGUCAGAAUCCCUACAAUGCCGUCAUUUGUUUAGGACACACAGGAGGAAGUGUUACCAUGUGGUCGCCAAAUGUAAAUGAGCCUCUUGUCAAGAUGCUUUGUCAUGGUGCUGCUGUUAGGUCCAUAGCUAUAGAUGCCAGUGGAAAUUAUAUGGCUACAUCUGGAGUAGACAGGAAGAUGAAGAUAUGGGACAUUCGGAAAUUCCAGAUGCUUCACUCGUACCAUAUCGGUUGUGGUGCUGGGAAUAUGGUGUUCAGUCAAAAAGGUUUGCUGGCCCUGGGUAAAGGAAAUAUUGUAGAGGUGUACCAAGACCCAUGUAGACAGCAAGUUACUUCCCCUUACAUGAUCCAGAAGAUGAGGACGACGAUCAAUAAUGUCCAGUUCUGUCCGUACGAAGAUGUCCUUGGAGUGGGGCACGGAGAUGGAUUCACAAGUCUAAUUAUCCCAGGUGCUGGUGAGGCUAACUUUGAUGCAAUGGAAUCAAAUCCUUACCAAACCAAGAAACAGAGGAGAGAAGCUGAGGUCCAAAUGUUGCUGGAUAAGAUUCCAUCGGAAAUGAUUCAUCUAGACACCAAACAGAUCAGCAAAGUGGACAUGAAGACGUUCGCAGAGAAAGUGGAGGAAAACAACAAGAUACAUUUCAAGAAGCCGAUGUCAAUAUCCUAUGAACCUAAGCACAAAAUGAAAGGCAGUGGUAGUGGAAGAAAGAAAGAACAGAGGAAGAGGGGGGUGAUAGAAGAACACCGAAAACAGACAAUAAAAGACAUCGUCAGAGACAAGCAGCAGGAGCAUGGGAAGGCAAAGGGAGACGAGUCAGGGAUUUCUAAGUCUAAAGGUGUGCUGGACAGGUUCAAAAAGACAGAAUCAUGACAAUACAAUGAAUUAAAAUUCUGUCCAAUGGCUGCUAGGUACCAUUAUAUGCAUCAUGCCAAUAAAUUGAAGUGAAGGCUGAUGUACAUUGUUUGUAAUCACGGAGGCGGAGAUAUCUGUUAUCAGCCUUGAGAUUUCCAUACGUUUCCAUACUUGGUAGUGAGUAAUCUGCCAUUUUAUGUAGUUGUCAUCUCUCGCAUAUCUGUAUUUGCCCUAACAUCCAUCAAUUUAAGGAUUAAAGAUAUGAUAUAUUGAAA